UCUUCUGCGCAUGCGCAGGUCAAUGUAUACAGGGUGAACAGUGGUGGUUUAUUCUAGCAGCUGUUACGCGCAGUAGGCUCUUUAUUAUUGCGUAAUUAGGGGUUUAUGUGGACUGAGUGUAAAUAUAGAGUGUAAAAUAGGGUGUAACUAGUCACAGAUGGCUCUCAGAAGGUGCUGCGGGUUUGCAGGGCUUGUUCCGCGGCUGUUAUGGAGCAGCACCGUCCAGCUCCGCGGAGGACGAGGCUCCGCGUUCAGCCUGGUUGUCAACAAUCAGCACGGCUGCAGAACUACAGAGUUGCUGCUCCGCAGGUUGAGCUCAGCGCCGCCGAGCAGCUCGGAUGUGAGUUAUGAUCAGCUGAAGCAGCUCCUGGCUGGACAGAAAGCUGUAGUUAUAGAUGUCAGAGAGCCCUGGGAGCUCCGGGAGUACGGAUCCAUCCCCGGCUCCAUUAACGUUCCCCUGGGACAGGUGGACACUGCCCUCCAGCUGGGUCCGGAAGAGUUCAAUGAGAAGUACGGUGAUGAGAUGCCCCAGCAGACAGACAGCAUAGUGUUCACCUGUCUGGCAGGAGUCAGGAGCAAGACAGCGUUCAACACAGCCGCCUCGCUGGGAUACAAAGACAUUCAUAAUUACCUGGGCGGAUGGCAAGACUGGUCGAAAAAUGAACAGGAGAACUGAUCCAGGGAUAAAAAAAAAAAAAAAAAAAAAGGGUGUCUUGUGAAGGGUUUUUAAAAAAGUUCAUUCACUCCUCUGUUUGUUUAAAGAGCCGGCGAUUGAAGUUGUUUUCCUCAUCUGUGAAUCCCAAAGACUGAAACCAGAGAAAACAUCAACACGUCACACGUCAGAUGCUGAAAAACUUUAAAAACUGCAAUGUUACUUGAAGUUACUCGUAAAUUGAUUUAAUCAUACAACUAUUUAUUAACCCUUUACAACUUCUAAAGAGACAAAUAUAUAACCAGUGACUAAUCUAAACCUUACCACAACUAUUAAUAGACAAUGAACAGAGCGUUUGUUUCCAUACUAUCUAUGCAAAUGACUACUCAACUGUGUACGACUGUGAGUUCAAAUGAAGUUCCACACGUCAAACUGAUGUGUUGUAAAUAUUAAAUAUCUUGUUGCUCAUAGAUGCAUCUGCAGUUGUUGCCAAAAUCAUUCAAUAAAUAAAGUUAUAGUUUAACAGUGAAA
Molecule: messenger RNA, 1183 nt
Organism: Sebastes umbrosus (honeycomb rockfish)
Lineage: Eukaryota; Metazoa; Chordata; Actinopteri; Perciformes; Sebastidae
Gene: tstd3
Product: thiosulfate sulfurtransferase like domain containing 3
Exons: 4
Coding region: 158-676 (172 amino acids)
Cellular component (GO): mitochondrion
Molecular function (GO): thiosulfate-cyanide sulfurtransferase activity
Source: RefSeq, a predicted model, not a curated record